AUGGCACCAACUCAUGGAUCUAAGAAGACUCCCAGUGGAUCUCACAUCUCAGCGGCAACACGCGUUGGGGGCUCUCGCAGUGCACAGGCAACACGGGGGCAGGGAUCACAUAGAUCGCACAGUACCUCUGGUUCUCAACAUGCUCAAGGUCCAAGGCAACACUUGCAGACUUCCUCACAGAAUGGAAGCAGUGCAUCGUCAGGCCCUCAUCUGCGACCGCAGUUGACUGAUGCUCAGAUACAAAUGUUGGGCGAGCGCAUGCGAGACAAGUAUGGCUGGCAAGAGGAUCCUCACUUUUUUCAGCUUGACGACACUCGAUGGCAAAUAGAGAGGGUUAAUAGGAUUAUCCAAGCUUCAACGGGUCAAGGCAAGACUGCUGUCGUUGCUGGGCCGUACGCCUGGCAGGAUAUCCUAGGUGCCCGGGAUGUAACAAUAAUGGUUGUACCACUGCUUGCUCUACAACCGGAGAUGGUUCGUCAUACAAUAACUUUUUCCUGCAAUUGCUGUGAGGUCCAAGCUCAUUGCUGGCUAGGUGAAAACAUUUGA
Molecule: messenger RNA, 546 nt
Organism: Phanerochaete carnosa HHB-10118-sp
Lineage: Eukaryota; Fungi; Basidiomycota; Agaricomycetes; Polyporales; Phanerochaetaceae
Exons: 1
Coding region: 1-546 (181 amino acids)
Source: RefSeq, a predicted model, not a curated record